AUGUCGCAUCCAUGUAUCGGAGUGACGCUGCUGUCCUUGGCAUUGCUCCAGUCCUUUUCAUGCGUCACGAGCUUUUCCGAUGGGGAGGAGAUCUCAGGCUGCGCUUUGGUUCAGCGCAAGGCUGAGGCUUUACCUCCGCGAUCUCCGAAUGCCGACACAGACGCAGAGCCUGUGAUCUUGACGAGGCUAGAGAGCAACGUCGAGGAGGCAGGUCAUGCAGCAGACGCAGUCUCCGCGGAUGCCUUAUCACUAGUGAACGAGCUCUCCAAGCUGCAGGCUUCAUUGAAGAAGUCACAGGUGACAGAAGCUGUUUCUAAGCCGCUGCAACAUGAUUUACUGGAAACGCUGGAAGCCGCGCACGCGAUGUUGACGCUGCCCGUGCCUGCUGCCUCUGCCACUCCGGCACAGAGCAAUUUGGAAUCGUUGCUAUCGAUGGGAGCUUUGGACGAGUCUAUUUCACAGGAUUUGGGUGGGAACCAGACCACUGCCACGACAUCCACGAAGAAAACUUGGCAAGACACUGCCUCCUUGGUUUUAUGCUUUGGUGGCCUGUUUCAGCCACAGACCGGCGUCAUUGUUUGGGCUGGCACGUCAAUCUUUCUGGCAUGCACAUUGCUACUCGUGUCUGCCAAGAGAGCCUUGACCUCGACACCAGCAGAGGAAGAAGCAGUAGCAGAUUAA
Symbiodinium sp. CCMP2592 is the source of this 681-nucleotide messenger RNA. Lineage: Eukaryota; Dinophyceae; Suessiales; Symbiodiniaceae. The record is from the annotation of a GenBank genome assembly.